Danio rerio (zebrafish) is the source of this 959-nucleotide messenger RNA. It is a transcript of the gene chchd4b, whose product is annotated as coiled-coil-helix-coiled-coil-helix domain containing 4b. Gene Ontology annotation, cellular component: mitochondrial intermembrane space. Gene Ontology annotation, biological process: protein import into mitochondrial intermembrane space. NCBI's taxonomy places the organism in Eukaryota, Metazoa, Chordata, Actinopteri, Cypriniformes, Danionidae. Gene Ontology annotation, molecular function: protein-disulfide reductase activity. The record is from RefSeq and is marked provisional.
AAUGUUUGAUUUUGUAACGUGGGUCUGUGGUCUGAAAGCGGCGUCUACUACCGAAUAAAUGACAGAAGGACAAGACGGUGGAUCUUUGGUGGUCAACUAAGCACUUUUAUUGAGAAAAAUAAAUCCGCGAAGAAGGUGAAUUUUAUUUGCCGUUGAUAAAUUUCCAUUGCAAUAAUUGUAAAAAGAAAUGACAGCUAUCGACGGGCAAGGGAAAGACCAAGUCAUAUUUAUUACUAAGGAAGAGCAUGAAACUCCCAGCACUGUGAAACAGGAAGAGGAAGAUACAAAUGGGGAUCCUAAAGGAAAAGGCCUCAUCCUCCCAACUGGUGAAAUAAACUGGGACUGUCCGUGUUUGGGUGGGAUGGCGAGUGGAGUGUGUGGAGAGCAGUUUAAAUCUGCGUUUACCUGCUUUCACUUUAGUCAAGAAGAGGUGAAGGGCUCUGAUUGUCUGGAGCAGUUCAUAUCCAUGCAGGAGUGUUUCCAUCAACAUCCUGAACUCUUCCCUCAGGACAACAAUGAUCUACAGACUGCAGAUCCGGACCAAGAACACUCCUCAUCCAUCUCUGACUUCACAACAAACAAAGAAUCGGACUCUUUGCCCACUGAGACAGAUGAGAUUCCCACACAGCUGCCUGUAGUCAGUUAAAACAUCUGUCAUUUAAGCAUUUAUUUACUAUUAUCUAUUGAUGUAGACAAGGACAGCGUAAAUAUAGGUAGAUUAUAUGGUGAGCUUGUUUAAAAAAUGGUGAGUUUCAAAAAAAUGUAAUAAUUAAAGGUUUAAAGAAACUGUGGGGAAAAAUUGUAACAAAUUUUAUAAAGCUGGUCAUUUUAUUUUGACGUUCAAUCCUCCAUACUGACAAACUAUGACUAUUGCCUCAGAAAGCAAUACUGCUGCUUAUUAGUUGGGUUAACUCGGCAAGUCAUUGUACAAGAUUGCUUUGUUUUGUAGCCAAUAAAAA